Messenger RNA from Selaginella moellendorffii, 1445 nucleotides. Its product is annotated as telomerase Cajal body protein 1. Gene Ontology annotation, molecular function: protein binding. The transcript is spliced from 13 exons. The coding region runs from base 40 to 1347 and encodes 435 amino acids. NCBI's taxonomy places the organism in Eukaryota, Viridiplantae, Streptophyta, Lycopodiopsida, Selaginellales, Selaginellaceae. The record is from RefSeq and is a predicted model, not a curated record.
UGAUUGAGUUUGCUAUUUAGGGUUUAUGUAGGGCUUUUCAUGGAAGAAGAGAAGGCGCCAGCACCGAAUUCGUAUCUGUGGUGCCCUCGCGUGCAUUUCGAUCCUCCGCCGCAGAGGCUCUAUCACUUGCAUCGCCAGUUCCGGCUGGAUGGCAGCGGCAACAAUUUCUUCAAGGGUGUCAAGUGGUCUCCUGAUGGCUCCUGCUUUCUGACGUGCAACGAGGACAAGACGCUCAGGAUUUUCGAUUUGCCGUCAAACGCUCUGGAAGUCGAAGCAUUGGAUGAUCUUGCUGCCAAGACGGGUAUGAUUCUAGAAUUUUCCUGGAUCAUGAAAGUUAUCGGCUUGAUUCUAGAUCCACUUGUCUCGUCAUUGACGGUGUCGGAAGGAGAGACUGUGUACGAUUUUUGCUGGUAUCCUCACAUGGUCGCCACAGAUCUGUCAACUUGUGUUUUCGCGACUACAACUCGGGAUCAUCCAGUUCAUCUGUGGGAUGCUGCUACUGGUAAUCUCCGCUGCAGCUAUAGAGCUUACAAUGCCAUGGAUGAAGUUACAGCAGCAUUGUCAGUCGCUUUUAAUCCUGCGGGUAACAGGCUCUUUUGUGGAUACAAAAGAAAGAUCAGAAUUUUCGAUACCUCAACUCCCGGUCGUCACUGCGAAGAGCACUCUACACUCACGAGUUCCAAAGAAGGCAUUACAGGAAUUGUGUCGUGCCUAGCUUUUAGCGGACACCAGACAAAUCUUCUUGCGGCUGGUUCUUACGAUCGAACCAUAGCAGUGUACAACGAAGGUAACAUGGAGCUUCUAUAUGUGCUGCAAGGACACGAAGGAGGCCUGACUCAAGUUCAGUUCUCCAAGGACGGCAACUAUCUGUACAGCGGGGCUCGAAAGGAUCCAUCGAUAUGCUGCUGGGACGUUCGGUAUACAACGAGUUUAGUGUACAAGCUUGAAAGAGCUGUUACUAACACGAACCAGAGGAUAGCGUUUGACAUUGAACCAUAUGCUCAACACCUCGGCACAGGAGGCGAGGACGGUGAUAUUCGUUUCUAUGAUCUUCGAACUGGUGAAUUCACUGCCAGCAUUCACGCAGCCUCAGAUACCAUCAAUGGGUUUUCCUUCCAUCCCACGCUUCCCCUGGCUGCUUCAACUUCUGGCGCUCGGAGGUUUAGCACUAGCGAGGACAAAGACGAUGACGAAGAGCCACCGCAGAUUCUAACAGAGCUGGAGAACUGUGCGUCGGUGUGGAGAUUCUCCUGUUCAUGGGAAGAAAUAAAGUACGAGGACGCAGUAAAGGUUGACGAAGAAACCCACGAACGAAUGAACGUUGACGAAAGCACCAUUGUAACCUAGAACGAAGCGAUUGAAGUCCAGUGACCGUUACGAAAGCUUGUGACAAGGUAACUGGAACAAUCCUUUCCCUCAAUCGAUCAAAGAUGUGUUUUGCUUUA